Messenger RNA from Carassius carassius (crucian carp), 1799 nucleotides. It is a transcript of the gene rpe65a, whose product is annotated as retinoid isomerohydrolase RPE65 a. Lineage: Eukaryota; Metazoa; Chordata; Actinopteri; Cypriniformes; Cyprinidae. Bases 131 to 1726 code for a protein of 531 amino acids. Gene Ontology annotation, biological process: zeaxanthin biosynthetic process; retinal metabolic process. The transcript is spliced from 14 exons. The record is from RefSeq and is a predicted model, not a curated record. Gene Ontology annotation, molecular function: beta-carotene 15,15'-dioxygenase activity; all-trans-retinyl-ester hydrolase, 11-cis retinol forming activity; retinol isomerase activity.
UGGACUCGUUGUCAAAGUCAGAGUAAACCUGCGUAAGAGGAUAGAGUAUAAAAACCCAUAAACUCAGGGCUCUGCUGACAAACCAACGAGAACAAGCCGAGUCACAGACGCACCUGUCCCAGCAGAGAUCAUGGUUAGCCGUUUUGAGCACCCUGCUGGAGGCUAUAAGAAGAUCUUUGAGACCGUGGAGGAGCUGAACGAACCUCUUCCAGCAACCGUCACUGGCCGCAUCCCCUCGUUCAUUAAAGGCAGUCUGCUCCGUCUGGGUCCCGGUUUGUUUGAGGUGGGAUCGGAGCCCUUCUUUCAUCUUUUCGAUGGCCAGGCUCUCAUGCACAAGUUUGAUUUCAGCAGUGGACAGGUCACGUAUUUCCGCAAGUUUGUCAAAACCGAUGCUUACGUUCGUGCGAUGACUGAGAAACGAGUGGUAAUCACUGAGUUUGGGACCUGUGCUUAUCCAGAUCCCUGCAAGAACAUCUUCUCCAGGUUCUUCACGUAUUUCAAAGGCGUUGAGGUGACAGACAACUGCCUGGUAAAUGUUUACCCCAUUGGAGAGGAUUUCUAUGCUGUCACAGAGACUAAUUUUAUCACUAAAGUCAACGUGGACACCUUGGAAACCUUGAAGAAGGUUGACAUGUGUGACUAUGUGAAUAUAAACGGAGUAACGGCUCAUCCGCACAUCGAGAAAGACGGCACGGUCUACAACAUCGGAAACUGCAUGGGGAAGGGAGCCUCGCUGGCCUACAAUAUCGUCCGAAUCCCACCUAAACAGAAAGACAAAUCAGACCCCAUUGAGAAAUCCAAGGUGGUUGUGCAGUUCCCAAGUGCGGAAAGGUUCAAGCCGUCCUAUGUGCACAGUUUUGGGAUGACGGAGAACUACUUCGUCUUUGUCGAGACGCCUGUUAAAAUCCACCUGCUGAAGUUCCUGAGCGCCUGGAGUAUCCGAGGAUCCAACUACAUGGACUGCUUCGAAUCUGACGAGGAGAAAGGCACCUGGAUACACAUUGCGAGGAAGCAUCCGGGAGAGUACAUUGACUAUAAGUUCAGGACCUCUGCGAUGGGUCUUUUCCAUCACAUCAACUGCUACGAGGACUCAGGCUUCAUCGUUGUGGACCUGUGCGCCUGGAAGGGCUUUGAAUUUGUCUACAACUACCUGUGGCUGGCUAACCUCCGAGCAAACUGGGACGAGGUGAAGAGGAACGCCAUGAUCGCCCCUCAGCCGGAAGUCAGGAGAUACGUGCUUCCUCUGGAUCCCUACAGGGAGGAGCAGGGCAAGAAUCUGGUGUCUCUGCCGUACACCACUGCCACGGCCACAAUGAGGGCUGAUGGGACCAUUUGGCUGGAGCCUGAGGUGCUCUUCUCUGGUCCACGACAAGCUUUCGAGUUUCCUCAGAUCAACUACAAAAUGAACAAUGGAAAGAAUUACACGUACGCCUAUGCGCUGGGCCUCAACCACUUUAUCCCUGACAGGAUUUGCAAGCUGAAUGUGAGGACUAAGGAGACCUGGGUCUGGCAGGAGCCGGACUCGUACCCUUCAGAGCCGCUGUUUGUGCAGAACCCCGAUGGAGUGGAUGAGGAUGAUGGUGUGUUAAUGACCAUUGUGGUGUCGCCUGGAGCACAGAGACCUACAUUUUGCCUGAUCUUGAAUGCUAAGGACCUGUCGGAGAUCGCAAGAGCAGAAGUUGACAUCAUGUCUCCAGUCACCUUCCAUGGAAUGUAUAAACCAUAGAAUAAAGUUACUGUGUACUGUACACCAUGAGACUGUAAACUAAUAAGAAUAAUAAGAACUAUGGUGUUGCACA